Messenger RNA from Peniophora sp. CBMAI 1063, 1191 nucleotides. NCBI's taxonomy places the organism in Eukaryota, Fungi, Basidiomycota, Agaricomycetes, Russulales, Peniophoraceae. The record is from the annotation of a GenBank genome assembly.
AUGGGUCUCUUCAGGAGAAAGCAGGCAGCACCCUCCGCCAGUUCCGACGUUGGCGAGAAGCCCCCUACAAGAUUUCAAAAGGAUGUGGCCAACCUCAAGCAACAACGGUUGAAGUCUAAGGAGCUCAUCCUGAAUCCUACCACGACCAUUAUAACGCUAUUCGUUAUCGGGUUACUCUUCGCGCCCAUAGGCGCUGUAUACGUGUGGGGAAGUGGACUCGUGACGGAAAUCACAAUCGACUAUACCGAUUGCGACCAGCUUUCCGCCGCGUCCGACCAGACAAGCGCCGCCUCGCAGCUAACGACCGUCCCAAAUUACAAGUACCGCCUGCGAACAGGCUCCUCUUCCGCGUCGUACUCGGCACCACAGUACGCGCUCAUCAACAACCCGUCAGGUUCCGUCGGACAGACAUCGCAAUGUCUCCUUCGCUUCGACAUCCCCUACGACUUGGAUGCCUCCGUCUUCUUGUACUACCAGAUCUCCAACUUCCUGCAGAACCACCGGCGCUACGUCCAAAGUCGGGAUAACGAUCAGCUGCUGGGAAAGCACCGCACUCGCAGUAAUCUCGACGGUUCACAGUGCGAUGCGCUGUAUCAGGCAAACAACAAGGUCAUCUACCCGUGUGGAUUAAUCGCAAAUUCGCAGUUCAAUGACUCAUAUGGGCUUACUCUCGCUUCCGCGUCCGGAGGCUCGGCGUACACUCUGACGGACAAGGGGAUCUCGUGGCCCAAGGAGAGCAACAAAUACGUAGCGCAGCCGAACUACAACGUCGACGAGAUCACUCCGCCUCCCAACUGGGCCUUGCGCUAUCCGAACGGAUAUGCGAACGCCAGCGAUAUCCCCAACCUUGCCGCCGACGAGCACUUCCAGGUCUGGAUGCGCAACUCGGGGACACCAACGUUCUCGAAGCUGUACGCCCGCAACGAUGAUGACACUCUUCGCGCCGGGACGUACGAUCUUAUCAUCAACUUGAAUUAUCCUGUUCGCGAGUGGAGCGGCAAGAAGAGCAUCGUGCUUACGACCGUGGCAUGGAUAGGCGGGAAGAACGCCUUCCUAGGAUGGUCUUACGUCGCGGCGUCGGCGUUCAUCGUCUUGUUGGCAUGCAUUGCUGCUAUCCGUAACUUCAUUCGCCCGUUGCGGCCCAUGACCUCACCUCGCGAUAUUGCGAUGUUGGAACAUCACCAGAUGUAG